GGACAAAAAUGCCUUGUUGAUGUCAGAGGUUGGAGGAGAAUGGGCAGACUGGUUCAAGAUGACAGAAAGGCAACAACCAUGACUCAAGUAACCACUCGUUACAACCAAGAUUUUUUAUAGGUGGUGAUACUAAUUAUUAAGGAUGCAUAUACUUAAUGUAAUGAUUGGAUACCUCUUUAUUAAAAUCAAUACUGUGCAGUUGCAAGUGGUGACAGUAAAGCAAUUUACUGGACCGGGUUCAACUCCUAACCUAGAAGAGAUCGUACUAGGGAGGUGCUACGAUUAUACAGAAACAGUGAACCCUUCUGUGGGUAAGAAGAACUGCUCGGAAAUAUGGGAAGCUUUGAAAAUGGCAUUUGUCCACAAAGAUCCAUGUUCGGUUUUUCCGUCUGAUUAUGAGCUUUACAUCAACCUUACAUUACACAAAAUUCCCGCAAACAAGUCUCUCUUCUGGGAAAAUAACAAAGACCUGGUGCAUAGAUACUCAGACAGGACUAAGCGGUACAUGCCCCUGGGCGAUACCCUCUCUGGAUGGUUGGCAGAUAAUUUAAACUGGUGUGGCACGGCUAAUGAUCCAGGAAUAGAGUACAAGUCCUGCCCCACUACAGCAGAAUGUGAACACAAUGCAAUGGAAUCCUUUUGGAGAAUAGCCUCGGUUAAUUAUGCCAAACAAAGCUCUGGAGAAGUGCAGAUCAUGCUGAACAGUUCUACCCCAGGAGGGGCUUUUCCAAUUCCCAGCUUUUUAGCGGACUUUGAGAUUCCCAAUUUUGAAGUAGAGAAGAUAUCUAGAGUCAAUAUCUGGGUGAUGGAUGACAUUGGUGGAGGAGACAUAAACUCAUGUGGAAGAGACAGUGUUGCUGUUUUGGAAGAUAUGUUGGCAGCAAAACAUCUGUCGCACAGAUGCACUGAUAAUUACAGACCUGUCAAGAUCUUGCAAUGUGUGGAUUUCCCCAGCCAUGAGGAUUGUGCCACAAACAGUGGCAAUGCCCCUCUUUCCCUGUGGGUUAUUACGAUUCUUCCAUGGCUUGGUCUGACCAUUAAUCAUUCAGGUCUGAUAGUUUAUUAAAAAAGGCAUAAAAUAGCUAAUUCUAAUUAAAAAUGGCAAUCGAGAAAAUUACCUGCAGGGCAUUCACAAAUAUUUACCUUCUCUGAGCCCCUAUUUCAGUUUGAAAUGAGUGUAAUGUCAAAGCCAAAACUCACAUACACACGUUUAACUACCGCAACAUCACCACUAGAUGGCGCUCAUAUUCAACUGCUGAAUGAAUGAAGUGUGAUGGGAAGUAGGGCUGGAUACAUUCUUUCUGAAGUAUCUGUAUUGGAAUGCAUUGUUUAGUUACAUUGAUUUAAUUUAAAAAAUGAUGUAAAGAAUGUCUGAUUGGAGGAACAACUUAAAUUGUUUAUUAUUCUUUACAUAUACAUCUGGGUGAGUGAAUGUAUCUGUACAAUACAAAAAGUGCAUACUGGGCCCCACAAUAGCAGAACUGCGGGGGCUUACUGGUAACCAGCAUUCCUCAUCUCACGUACAGAUUUGUCAUGUAGAUUCUUGGUAUCUAGAAUGAAAA
Molecule: messenger RNA, 1562 nt
Organism: Spea bombifrons (plains spadefoot toad)
Lineage: Eukaryota; Metazoa; Chordata; Amphibia; Anura; Pelobatidae
Product: ADP-ribosyl cyclase/cyclic ADP-ribose hydrolase 2-like
Exons: 9
Coding region: 143-1066 (307 amino acids)
Biological process (GO): positive regulation of B cell proliferation
Cellular component (GO): plasma membrane
Molecular function (GO): NAD+ nucleosidase activity; phosphorus-oxygen lyase activity
Source: RefSeq, a predicted model, not a curated record